AAAUGCCAAGGGAAGAAAAAAACAGCAGAAAACAAUCUUGUUGAAAACUCGAGAGAUGAAAACUGAAAAAUAGUUUUCUAAAAAUUAAGUUUGGACAGUAAAGAAUCCAGAAUGAUCUGUGUACUGUGGUUGAUGACCUGGCUCCAGCUGACCUCUGUACUCUGUGACCUCGAGACCACAGAGUCACCUGACCCAGCCUCCAGCUUAACCUUUGUCCGUGACCUCAGAAACGUGACCAAAGAGGUCGGGGAAGGUUUGAAGUUAAAGUGUGAAGUGAAGGGAGAACCGCCAGCUCUAACUUUUAGAUGGUUUAAAAACGAAGCACCUCUAAUCGAAGAGCAGGGGAGACUAAGAAUUAAAAACGAAUUAAAACAAAGUUUACAGUCUUCGCUGCUGAAAUUUAGAGAGGUUGAGACCCUGGAUACUGGUUACUAUAGAUGUGAGGCAGAUAAUGGGAAAGAUAUUAUAAAAUCUACUUCAGUAUUAAAGGUUGUGUUAGGAUCAGGGAAGUUUCGUCAAGAUGAGGAUACAGACUAUCUACAUCUUCCAGCUAGCUUCGAGGAUCCGUUCUCCUCUAUGGGCCAGGGAGUAGAUGGUCUACCUUCUCAUAUAGAGUUCCAGGGUAGAUCACCAGAUCAUUUCCAGCAGAGCCUGGCUAAUCCUAAAACAAAUAGUGCUAACGAGCUGCCUAGUCUUAAACCUGAUGAAUCAAAAGGAGAAUGUCAAAAGUAUGUCGGGACAGCGUGCUCUAAGGUGCUAGGGAGCAGCUUUGUAUUUGUAUCCACUGAGCAGCGUUAUAUUGAGCAGAAGCUAGCUGCUACCUUUGCGGUCAUUGCAACCUCUCCAGAUAUGUCUGCCAGAUGUGCUGAGUUUGCUAUACCUUCAAUCUGCCAUAGCACAUUCCCACUCUGUGAUCUGCGAACUGAGAAACCAAGAAAACUUUGCAGGGAUGAAUGUGAUGUGUUAGAGAAUGAUAUCUGUAGAACUGAACUAGCGAUCGCUAAAUCUCAUCCAAUGAUCGGCCACCAGAUGGGUCUACCAGAGUGUACAGAGCUACCACCAAUCGGAUCAAGGGAUGCCCACAAUUGUGUAAGAUUAGAAAUACCUAACAUCGGUCAACUUAUUCAACCACACAGCUGCUACAAAGGGACAGGGGGGGACUACAGGGGAACUCAUAGCAUGACAAGGUCUGGGUUGACCUGUAAACCCUGGGCAGAGCAACUGACCAUUAAAUCAAUACCAAACCAUCUAGAGUUAGUAGGUGGGCACAACUACUGCCGUAAUCCUAGUGGUUCAGAGGAGCUGGACGAACCCUGGUGCUACACGGACGAUCCAUCUCUACCAAAAGAGACCUGUGGAAUCCCGUCCUGUUCUGAGUUUUCUAUCUGGUUGUACGUAGUUCUACCAGCCUCCGUUGCACUCGUCCUCACAGCCGUUACACUUGGCCUCUGCUGUGUUCGGCAGGCCAAUAAGAAACCUCUCAGCCUCAGUACAGGAAGCCCGAGAAGUUUUAUAAAUCCAAGCGGAACAUCUUCAAAUCAUAAUUAUUCAGAGAUGGAGAUGAAUCACCUGCUUCCAGUAUCCAGAGCAAAGCCGAAGGUUGUGGCGCGGGAGUUUCCGAUCAGCGCCGUCAGGUUCACACAGGAGAUGGGGGAGGGGGUCUUCGGCAAGGUAUACCGGGGUGAGCUGGGAGGUAUAGUUGGAGGUGUAACUACAAUGGUUGCUGUUAAAACUUUAAAACCUGGAGCAAAUCAACAAACAAGGGAAGGGUUUACCCGUGAAUCCGAGCUGAUGGCUGAUCUACGUCAUCCUAAUAUAGUUUGUCUUAUUGGUGUUGUUACUAAGGAUGAACCGAGAUGUUUGAUCUUUGAAUGCCUGGGACAGGGUGACCUACAUGAAUAUCUGUUAACGCACAGUCCUAAAUCAGAGAUAGCGCUGUCAUCUGUUCACAGCAGCUCCGGGUCAGAUAGGGUGAUGGAUCAUGGAGAUAUGUCCUAUCUUGCUAUACAGAUUGCUAGCGGUAUGGAGUACUUAGCACAACAUCAGUUCAUUCACAGGGAUCUGGCCGCUAGAAACUGUUUAAUUGGACACAACCUGAUUGUUAAAAUAUCAGAUUUUGGACUUUCAAGGGAGAAAUAUGCUGCGGACUAUUACAGGAUGCAGAGUAAGAGCCUGGUACCACUGAGAUGGAUGCCCCCGGAAAGUAUUUUCUUUGGAAAGUUCUGCACAGAAUCUGAUGUUUGGGCAUACGGAGUUCUACUUUGGGAAAUAUACAGCUACGGACUUCAGCCAUACUAUGGAUACAGUAACCAGGAGGUUAUAGAGAUGAUAAGAACUCGUCAGCUGCUCCCCUGCCCUGAUGAGUGCCCGAGUAGGAUGUAUGCUUUCAUGGUAGAAUGCUGGCACGAGAUUCCUAGUAGGAGACCAACUUUUACAGAGAUUGCUGGCAGACUAAGACAAUGGGAGGGAAUGAGCUGCGGAUAUCAGAGUACUCAUAGUAAUUCACAAUGUGGACAGUCAGAACAUUCCAAUUCACAGCAUUCAAGUACAGGUCCGAGUAAUAAUACAGGUUCUACUAGUCUGAGCCAGCAACCAGGAUAUUCACAUCCUUUCUCAGUUCAGGUGAACAGUGGUGGGCAUCACAUGCUGCUAGGACAGUAUAGAACUAGUUCUAACAAUGUAUACGCCCCUCUGACCGGUGCAAACCACAGCGUUGCUUCCCUUCAGAUGGUUUAAAUGAAAACAAAAACAAAAACAAGAACAAAGCACAAAUGUAGAAAGCAAUAAGUGAUUUACUGUUACCACGUGAAAUAAAGUGAAUACCAGUUGUUUUCUAGAAUAUUAUGUAAAUUGUACAAUGUACAUAUAUCACAGUGAUCAAAAGGUUACAAACAUUCACGCAAAAAUUAGCGAGAAUUUUGCCAAUUAAAACUUCAUAAAAAGUAAGGCUUAAAGGUUUUAAAUCUAUAUGUCUAGGGUUACAAAAACAGUUUAAGUGAAUUAGUGAAUUAAAAUCAAAGACGAAAGGGUUACAACACUUGAAUGCCGACCCAGUCUUGAAAAUUGAUGCAACUUUUCAUUGCAGUCAGGUUCUAUGGGAGUUUUACAUAUUUGUGUGGUCAAAAGAUGACCCUAUUUAUAUGUAUGGUCAAUCGGCUGAUAAAUAUCUAAAAUGUUUCAUAACUGAUAAAGAAUAUCAGCGGAUACGUAAUUAAUUUUGGUAAAUAUCAUCAGCUCAAUUUCAUAACUUCAAAUCAGCUGAAAGUGAGUUACAAUGGCUGAUUUGCGAUGUGAAAAAAGCAGCUGAUAAUGAUAUCGGUUGUUUGGGAAAAGAAGUUAAAUGCAUUCAAAUAGUCUGCCGAUUAUACGGUUAGAAAUUAACAUUUAUAAUAAACAGCCAUAAUAGUAUAAUAACAAAAAGAUCUGAUUCAUCAUUGACUUAUAUUUAGUAAUUUAGGAUCUUUCUACAAAGUGUUGUUAUGUAUUCUGAUUUAAAAAAAAACUACAAAAGAUUCAGGAUUUCAACAAUAUUGAAAGAAAUAUGAAAUCCGAAAAAUUGCAAAAGGCUGUGAAAUGCGCAAUUUCAAACCCUGCAGAGAUCUCAAUUUUCCAUAAAUCCCCCCUUUCCCCUGAAAUCAUUAAUAGUUUUUUAAUAUUUAAUCACAAAAAAAAUCAUUUAAAAUUGUUAGAUUUAUUACUACAGCUGAUUUAUGUCAAAAAUGAUAUUUUUAAGGGGGAAGAACAUUGACGGGAGAGGGGGGGGGGAAUUUUAAGGAAAAUUCAUACCUCUUAAAGCAAAUCUUCAAAAUCUUUCAUUGAAAAUCUCAAUAAAUAUAAGGUGCAAAAAAUGUGUCCAUCUAAAUAAAAGACUUCAUUAUUAUUUAUAUUAAAUAAUCCAUGUAAUGUAUGCCAAGUUGGAAGAAAAUUUCUCAACAUCUAAAAUACAAAAUCCGCAAUUCUAACGCAGAAUUCUAGAAAUCCGCCAUUUUGGAAUUUUGGUGCAAAAUAAUAAAGCUCCAUGUUCCUGCAAAAUAUAGCUCCCGACGGAGAAAUUCUCAAAUGAAUGUAAUCGAGGUUUAUAUUAAGAGUUUACAUUCUUUUUAUGCUAAAACUGGUUCAAUAUUGGUCUAGCCCAGAGCCUAAAAUAAGAGAGGGCACUGACUUACUAAACAUAAUAUAUCUUUUUAACAAAUAAAUUUUUCAGAAACUGCCACAAUUGUAAAACUUUGACAUUGUUAGACUGAGAUUUAUAAAAACUUUAAGUGCACUGUAAGGCUAUAAUAAAAAAUUAAAUAAGAUAAUAUUGAUGAGCUUAGAUUUUGAAAAUUUCGAUGUUGAAAAAAACCCGAUUUGGAUUUUGCACAAGUUAGUUGACCUAGAAAUAAUAUCUCAUAUAAAGGCCGAAAGAUUUAGUAAUUGUUAUAUUAUUAUUACUACAUCUCUACAUCUCUAGCUAGUCCUAACUAAACAAAGUGUGUUUUAUCAAAAUGUACAGUAAGAACCAGAAAUCUCUGGAAUAGGAACUCGACUUUAAACUCAAGUUAUGACUUUAAAUAAACAUGAGACAUAGCAAUUGUGCAGUGUAAACAGACAUCUUGAUUUAAUAACUUGCAACUAAAGCUAUUUGCUUUUUAACUUCAUCAAAAGCACUUUAGUAUUGCUCUAAUGUCGUCUUCCUAUUCUACAGAUAUCUGGUUCUCACUGAACUUUACUUCUACUCGUUUUUAGCACAGUUUAUCAUUUAUGUGAAUUUUUCUUCUAAUUGUCAGAUAUACAAUAAAUGUGAAUAAAUGUUUUCAUUAA
This is a messenger RNA of Eurytemora carolleeae, 4803 nucleotides long. Its product is annotated as inactive tyrosine-protein kinase transmembrane receptor ROR1. The transcript is spliced from 26 exons. The record is from RefSeq and is a predicted model, not a curated record. Bases 112 to 2736 code for a protein of 874 amino acids. Gene Ontology annotation, molecular function: ATP binding; protein binding; transmembrane receptor protein tyrosine kinase activity. Gene Ontology annotation, biological process: cell surface receptor protein tyrosine kinase signaling pathway; positive regulation of kinase activity; multicellular organism development. Lineage: Eukaryota; Metazoa; Arthropoda; Copepoda; Calanoida; Temoridae. Gene Ontology annotation, cellular component: signaling receptor complex.